CUUACUCGUUGAGUACGUCCAUGCGCUCGUAUGUAGCGUCCACCCAAGAUGGCGAGCUUUGUGGAUUUCUUCCACAAGGGAAAGUCAUCGGUGCAGACGUUCCGGCCAAAGAAGAAGUUUGAGCCAGGCACCAUGCGAUACUCGCUGCACAAGCAGGCCCAGGCUUCUCUCAACUCGGGCAUCAAUCUGCGUGAUGCGGUGCGGCUGCCUCCAAGGGAAGACAUGAACGACUGGCUGGCUGUUCAUGUGGUGGACUUCUUCAACCGGAUAAACCUCAUCUAUGGCACCAUUUCUGACUACUGCACUGAGGAGAGCUGUCCCAGAAUGUCAGGGGGCCCAAAAUUCGAGUACCUUUGGUGCGAUGGUCAAAAGUACAAGAAGCCUACCCCACUGCCAGCGCCGCAGUAUAUUUCGCACCUCAUGGACUGGGUGGAAGCACAGAUCAACAACGAAGAAAUCUUCCCCGUCACUUGUAAUGUCCCGUUUCCGAGGAACUUUGUGCCUACAUGCAAGAAGAUCUUGGCUCGGCUGUUUCGGGUUUUCGUGCACGUCUACAUCCACCAUUUCGAUAGGCUUGUUGCCAUAGGAGCGGAGGCCCACGUCAACACGUGUUACAAGCACUUCUAUUACUUCAUCACUGAAUUUGACUUAGUAAGCCAAAAGGAGCUAGAACCCUUGACGGAGAUGACGAGGAAAGUCUGCAAGGACAUGGUAAUUCUGAGCCCCCGUCACAGAUGAAAAACAAGAGAGACGGCACCAUGCAUGGCGGCCGUUUUACUCCUCCUUGUGAUGUCUGCAAUUUGCUCUGCUGACCCCCCCACCUUUGUCCGUCAACAAAUCGUUACGUCCACUGGUUAACGCAACGUAGAUGUCACCGUAGUUACCGGUCCUAUACCACCAACCGUAACGGAACGGAAACCUCUUCUAGUCUUGCUGGCACGGACACUGCUGGUAAAAAAUUCGCACAAACUGAAGCGUUUUCUUUUUUCUCUCUUUUGUUGGCGCUUAUUACAAAGGAAAAAGUGCUUUCUUCUCAUUUCGCUACAUGCUUUCUCAUCCCUUAUUGACAAUGUUUUAAACACCUUGACCUCCUGUGUACAGCACCUGAAGGGCUUGUGUAAAUAGCUUGAUUUUAUUUUGUUUUUUUCCCACCUGCAAAAGCAUUUUCCUUUUCUUAGCAAUUGUAGUAUUGAAUUCAUAGUCGGCAUGUUAAGAAGACAUCUGUGGCAUCAAUGUCCACUCGUGAAUGGCAUGUUAUGGAGGUUUUCGUGAAUAUGAAUGCUCAUAACUUUGAAACAAUGACAUUUAGUUGACAUUGACUUGCAAUACAUAGUCUAUAAACUUUAGAGAUGCUCUAUCUAAAAAAAAUUAUGUUUAUUUUAUGCAUUUUAUGAUGCAAGUUGUGUCUUACAUGGAGUAUCCAUAUAUAUUAAUGUCUCAAAAGACAGCAACCAGACUGCUCCCCAUAGCUGUGGGUUGCAUGGUUACCCCGAAGUUGCAAUGUUGCAAUUGUUUUUUGUGAACUGGAAUUGCUCGAAGCCUUUGUACGUGAUUCCACGCUUGCUUGCCAAGUGCCUGUGGUUUGUGCGCUUGAAUUUGCAUGCAGACUAAUUGUCCGUGUCAAGACGACCAUUUUAUUAAUCAUUUUCCAUCUUUGCAUUGCAAAACUUUAAAAAGCCAGCAGCAAAAUUUUUGAUGAGCUGUUGUAUGUGGCAGGCACUUGCGCUUUGACUCGUGUCGCUUUGUAGAACUUUUAACUGUGUGCUGUAGCAAAUCUUAGUUUUGCACAAAGAGGCUCGCUGCCACAAAUUGCGGUGCUUCCGUGGCAACGCAUUACGUGCGGCAUUUUGAUUCUGAGAGUCGGGCAUGGCAUGUGAGCAGCUCAAUCUUUUUCGACGUGCGUGCAGUAGCUGAGAAGAUAGCAAUAUUUUGGUUAUAUACUACACGUUUGGUUUGUUUUACCAGCAGACGGAGAGAGCUAAAGUAGACGUAAGCAUGCAGAAAGGCAUACGUGAUUGUGGCAGGAAGCUGUUCACUUGCUGUUAACUGUUAUUCUUUGUAUAGAAAUGCCAUGUAACGAUUCACUUGCAGUAUUUGCGAGGGGCAGAAAUGCUAAAACACUCGUGUACUGAAAACUUAGUUCUCAUUGAAAUAGCUUCAGAUGGUAAAAAAAUUAGUCCUAAGCCUUCUGCUGCGGCAUCUCCCAUAGGCUCAGUGUUGCUUUGGGAUGUCAAGCCUACUUAGUUCCAAGAACAAGAAUAAAACAGGCCUGAAAAAGGCUAAGACACACACAUAUAUAUAUAUAUAAAAGAAUAUUGAUUUUGCAUGCACUAUUGUGUACAAAUGAGGCGUGAAUAGGCAGUGGCUAACUAGAACUCAUUCCUUGAUUUUCACUUUCUAUGCUUCUGUGAUUGUCAGCGUCAUUUCGGCUUAUGCACCUAGCUUUGGGGCCAGUGCCUUUGUUGCUGACUGGGCCCUUAGCAGCACGAAAUCGCACCCUUAGGUUUGUGUAAGAGCUGUUAUUGAUAGUUUGCACUUCAUUCGCUCAUUGUAGUACUUCAGUAUUUAUUUUCUGUGAGCCUGGGCACUCCUGUCUUUCCUGUGCAAGAACAUCUGCAGCAUACUGCAGUGACGGGCAUUAUUUUCUCCUUGUCCUUGUGGUGGGCUUUAUUUGCUGACUUUUGUGCACUGUCAUGUUCCUCCUCGUGUUGGCAGGUGCGCUUUUAUUUUUCCACUUUACCUUUCUCUAGGGCAUUUGCUUUUCCUUAAAAGGUUCCUGAAACACUUUUUCUUGAAACUGAAUCCAGGAAUUUCCUUCAGUAAGUAUAUUCCCAAAGAUAUUUUUUUAGAACGACCUAACA
Dermacentor albipictus is the source of this 2861-nucleotide messenger RNA. RefSeq names its product MOB kinase activator 3 (gene Mob3). Gene Ontology annotation, cellular component: cytoplasm. Lineage: Eukaryota; Metazoa; Arthropoda; Arachnida; Ixodida; Ixodidae. The record is from RefSeq and is a predicted model, not a curated record.